Rotaria sp. Silwood2 is the source of this 345-nucleotide messenger RNA. The record is from the annotation of a GenBank genome assembly. Lineage: Eukaryota; Metazoa; Rotifera; Eurotatoria; Philodinida; Philodinidae.
AUGGCAAAACCAUUAUCUCAAUUUAUACGAGUAACAUCUCAUGUACAAUUUCCAAUAACAUUUGAACCAACACAAAUUGCUCCUUAUCAACGUUCACUAUCGUUUCUAAUUAAUAAUUUUUAUCGGCAUUAUGUUAAAAUUAUAGUUGAUGUUCGUUUACCAAUUGUACAAUUAUCAGCAGAGAAACUUCUUAGACGUUCAUUACCACAUAUUUUAGCUGAAGAUUCAUUUCGAAAAGUUGUUAAUUUAUAUAAUCCAUUAAAUGUCUCGACUGAAUUUCGUUGGAUUCCAAUUAUUGGUCCAAAAGGAACAACAUUUUCAAUUCGUCUAGCAGCAGGUCUUUAA